GAAAUUAUUACUUUAUACAACAAUCUAUUAAUAUGAACAACCAUAUAUUAUCACAUCAGGACUCUUCAAAAGCAUUCUUUUGGCUAGAAGACUUACAAAACUCUAGAAGUUGUAAUUACUACGGCAAUGUGUUCAUGACAUCUAUAGGGCAAGAGAAAGAUAGAGAAAUGAUGCAAGAUUGGAGUGCUUUUGGGAUAAUUGACCCUUUGCUGUUAAGGAAAACUUUGAAUCAGGCUCUUAAGUCAUAUCCUGAGAAGACUCAGUUUGGUAAAGGAAAUCUAAAUGGAAUGAAUAUUCCACAAUUAGCUUAUGACCAAAAUGAGUUAGAAAUUAAUGAUAGUCCAUUAAAUAGUUCAUCAGAGAUGGAAAUGAAAGCUCAAGACCAGCAAAAGGAAAACUCAAAUUAACCAGAGGAGCUAUAAGAAGAAUAGGAGAGCAAAAAGAGGCAGAAAAGCUAAGCCAAGGCUUGAUGCAGAAAUAAAGCAAGCUCUUAGGUUCGUGAAAAAGUUCAUGAAGAAACUUUUCAGAUCUCUGAACAUCAAAAUUACCAAUGAGAGAUAUAUCAAUUGAACUCCAAUGCAAAUUUUUGAAGCUAUGAAAACAACUCUGAUUACUAUUAUUCCUGGUGACCUUCUUGCAGGUGAUUUGGUUUAUUACACAGUAGGAAUUCUGAAUCUCAAGAAACCCUCUGAAUUAGGAUGCAAGCAAAAAAUUAAAAAGGAGAUAUCUAUUUUCAAAGAAACAAGUAGUAAUUUCACUUACAAAAGACUUAAGAAGUCAAUGCAAUCAAGCAGCUUAAGGAUUUUAUGAAGGUUUAUCCUCUCUCAGGCGUCUGAUCACAUUGGAGUAGCUCUCAGAAAAGCAUUAAAAAUUGAAUAA
This is a messenger RNA of Moneuplotes crassus, 879 nucleotides long. NCBI's taxonomy places the organism in Eukaryota, Ciliophora, Spirotrichea, Euplotida, Euplotidae. The record is from the annotation of a GenBank genome assembly.